AUGCCGAAGCAGAUCACGGAGAUCAGGUCGUUCCUGCAGAUCGCGCGCCGCAAGGACGCCGCUCGGUCGGACGAUCGCAUGCCGAAGCAGAUCACGGAGAUCAGGUCGUUCCUGCAGAUCGCGCGCCGCAAGGACGCCGCUCGGUCGGACGAUCGUGACCAGAAGCAACCGGAUGGCAGAGACAGCGGCCACGAAAGGGAUCAGCAGGAUGCCCGGUCGGUGAAGAUCAAGAAGAACGGCGCCGAGACCAAGUUCAAGAUCAGGACAUCUGAGGGGCGGGCGCUGGUCACCCGCGGCGGGCGGCGCCAGGGGCAGAAAAGCAGCGCGCUGAACCGCGUCUUCGCAAACGUCAUCACUUGCUUCGCACCGCUACAAGUCGAUGUGAUCAGAGCGCUGUUCGUGUGGAUGGGAAGAGCGGGCAUCGGCGCUAUGAUGGCACCGGCGUUCGUGUCGCCAGCUGUGGCACCCGCGCAGCCUUGCGCGCCACCACGGAGCGCCUCUUCGCACGCUGCUGCACCCGCGGCGAGCCUCGCCAGUGCAGGCGCAGGCGCAGGCAGUCAAAGAUUGCUGGGCGGCGCCAGCGCCACCAUGGCGCUGUUCCUCUUCGGGUCCAAGGCCGUGGACAAGAAGCGCGCCCGCGCGCGCGGCAUCAACAGGGGAUCACGUUCGACUUUGUCUGCAGUUGCGACUCUGGCUAGGGACGCGGCGACUGAGACUACGAGCAAGUUCUCGUUGGAGAAGUACCUGGUGGAUAUGAAGACCAAGGUGGACGAGGCGCUGGAGAAGUCCAUCGUCUCGGAGUGCCCGGAGGACAAGCGCUUUGUCGAGGCCAUGAGGUACAGCUUGCUCGCAGGCGGCAAGCGGGUGCGCCCCGUGAUGUGCAUCGCGGCGUGCACGAUGGCCAGGAAGCGGUCUGGCAAGGACACGGCUCCAGGGUUCUACCCAGACGAGGAGACCCUCAAGAUCGCUAUGCCUACGGCAAUAGCGCUGGAGAUGGUGCACACCAUGUCGCUGAUUCACGACGACCUCCCCGCGCUGGACAACGACCCCCUCCGACGCGGCAAACCCACCUGCCACGUGAAGUUCGGCGAGGACUGUGCGAUUCUCGCAGGGGACGCCCUGCUGAGCGAGUCGUUCGCCCAGAUCGCCAACCACACGCCGCAGGACAAGGUGCCGGCCACGCGGAUCGUCGAAGUAGUUCGGCGUUUGGCAGAGUGCGUCGGCCGACUCGGACUGGCCGCUGGGGAGAUGAUGGACUUGGAGUACGAGGACAAGGAGGCCACACUCGAUGAACUUCGCUGGAUCCACUUGAAGAAGACAGCGGCCCUGCUCCAGUGCGCGGUGUGCGCGGGCGCCGUGCUGGGCGGCGCGGACCUGGAGACAGACGUGCGGAAGCUCGAGGCCUACUCAACGAAUAUCGGCCUGGCCUUUCAAGUCCAGGACGACAUCUUGGACAUCACCGCUUCAUCAGAGGAGCUGGGUAAGACCGCGGGAAAGGACCUGGAGCAGGACAAGACUACCUACCCGAAGCUGAUGGGCUUAGACGGCGCCAAGCAGGUGGACUCGAGGGUCUGCGACCUUCUCGCCGAGAUGCAGUGGAGCGGGAGCGGUGCACUAGCUGCGCACGGUGGUGACGGGCCCGCGGUCGCGAUGCAGGAGCCCGUCUGGCUGCUCGCGGUCAUGGUGCUGGAGCCCAUCGUGCUGCGCGCGGUCGAGCUGCUGGGGUCCGUCGCGCUGCUCGCGACGUUGUUGAUGGGGUAUUUCGUGCUGCUCGCGGUCGCGCUGCGGGGAUCAGUCGCCCUGUUCCCGACGGUGUUGCUGGCGCCCGCCCCGCUGCUCACAGCGAUCCUGCACGUCGGGCCCGACGAGGCCCGGUCCGCCCGCCCCGCGGGCGCCCGCAUGGGCGGCGGAGGCCCUGGCAGGCAGAUCGCGCUCUCCGGGAACUCCGGCAUGGAGCCACGGUACGGCGUGAAGAUAGCGGUCGGCUCCACGGCAGCGGGGAUGAGGCCGCCGGAGGCGGGCCUGUGGCACCAGGUCCCCGGUUACGACGAGGACGACUCCGACGGGUCGGACCAGGAGGAGCGCGAGGUGAUCGAGACGGGCGACGAGCGGCUGUACGACCUCACUGCCGCGCUCGGGCACCGCUGGGUCGACCGCCCCGCGAUCAGGUUCUCGCCGCCGCCGAUGCCGGCGAAGGAUCCCAUGUCGGGCGCUGCGCCCCAGGUCCUGCCUGGCACUCGGCGAUGGUCGGCGUACUCGCAGACGCCCUCUUUCCGUCUCGAGCACGCUGAGGCGCCCGUCAUCCGCGAGACCUUCCAGUCGAACGGGCUAGUCGAGACCUCGGAGAGGGACUUCGUGAUCCAGUGGUCUGGGCCCGGCAUGCGCGAUUCGGUAUACCAGUCGUUGACCGAGUUCCAGAAGGUCAACCACUUUCCUGGCUCCUCCGAGAUGACCCGCAAGGACCGGUUGGCCAUGAACUUCCGCCUUAUGACGAAGGCGUUCGGCAAAGGAGCCUUCGACUUCCUGCCUGAGACGUACUGCCUGCCACAGCAGAUCGACGAGUUCAUGGCGUGCUUCGAGCGCACCAGGGGCCUCUGGAUCGUGAAGCCCAGCGCCUCGUCGAGGGGCCGCGGCAUCUUCGUGCUGCGGGACCCCGCGGAGGUUCCUGCAGACGAUCGCGUCGUGGUGUCCCAGUACAUCCCGGACCACUGCUGA
Prorocentrum cordatum is the source of this 2715-nucleotide messenger RNA. The record is from the annotation of a GenBank genome assembly. NCBI's taxonomy places the organism in Eukaryota, Dinophyceae, Prorocentrales, Prorocentraceae.